CGGACGACGUGGCGUCGUCGUCGUGUGAAUGAUGUAGCAGGGCUACGCGGCGAGAAGCAAUAAAUCAAUGCUACGAUUGAAAUAUUGAAGAUGAUGCGCCCUGGGGCGAGCAGCGCGAGCGCAGCAGGAGCCCCGGUAGGGAACAAUGCGUGGUUGAGCAGAAUCAUGAGGACAGUCGCGAUUGCUCUGCUCAGCGCCGGCGGCAUCACAGUCACUCCCCCAGUAGGCGUCUCCGCAAAACUGCAGAAACUUCGCUUCAACCUGAAGCGGACAAAGCAAAAGCAGCUGCUCGCGAACAAGAGGGUCAAGACCGUCCCGGCACCUGGUUGCACCUGCGCGGAAUGCGAACAGGGCAUGCUGUCUACUUGCAUGGCAAGUUACCCCGAGGGCGUGGUGAACACCUGCGUCGCCCGCUACGAAAUGCGCUGCGUUCUCCCCCAAGGAGAUCCCAUUCUGCAAACGGACAAGGUGCACGAUGCCGCAACCAUGGCAGGUACGAAGGCGAGCGACUGGGUUGGCGCUGAGGUGCCGAUGAGCGAAUUUUGCCUCUACGAGUGCCGCCCGCAGCAGAAGGCCUGGCCCGCGCGAGCCGACCGCCCGAGCGAAUGGAAGCCAGCAAGAUGUAUACGUGGUUGCUCCUACUUCACAAUAUCCGAAAAUCGAAAAAUCAACUGAGAUGUGGGUGAAUUAAUCAUGAAAACGAAUUUCAUGAUGUUGACCCUGCCACCUCUAAUCUACAUAGGUACCGCCAUCGGCACACUCCGUGGUGGACAGCUGGCUGCGGCGAAGAAUGGAGCAGCGAAAUCGGAGAUUGACCUGUGCCAAGGAGAUCCCGAGUCGGCAUAAAAGCAUAAAAUUUUCUUCCUUGUGGAUUUUUUUCUGACGAAUGAUCGCAUCAUCUUUCAUUAUGGCACUGGGGCUGGCCGGGUCCAGCACAGAAACGUGUGAGAUGUGAGAUCAGACGAGGACAAAUGAGAUGAAUGUGAACUUCUAUGAUCAUCAGCUAGUGCGACGGGGACGGCUACCUACGUGCCAAAAUCAUGCAAAUGAAAAAAAGAGAAUGAACAUUGGAGCGUUCCUAUGCAGCGAUUCUUUUCUGCACAAGCGCAGGCGCGGGCGUGGCCACCUCGUUCCGCUUGCUUAUCUAAACGAAGAAUAACAAAGACAGGCAAGUAGCGCUGCACUGUGUUUCUUUCAGAUCACGCUAACAAGCAGCACGUUAAGUGAUGAAAUAAAGAUGUUGAAGAUCGUCUAGCCCAUUUUGCCGCAGGAAGCAAUCUCGUAGAUCUUAUUCAUUUUUUUCUUUUCGGAUGCAAGUUCAGCGUCAGAAGAACAAGUAAGAUCCAUGCGAUAACGGAGUUAGACAGAUCAAAGCUUGUAGAGGAUCGCAGGAAGGAAGCCGGAUCAUGAUGGAAAAUGCGUCCUCCAUUUGCAUUUUUCGCUGGAACUGGAUCAAUUUCCGUUUGGCAUUGGCUUUCCUAUUUCUUGUAACCGCGGACGCGAGCAUCGUGAAGAAGCAAUUUUAG
Messenger RNA from Amoebophrya sp. A120, 1526 nucleotides. The record is from the annotation of a GenBank genome assembly. Lineage: Eukaryota; Dinophyceae; Syndiniales; Amoebophryaceae.